CCUCCUGCACGCGAGUCAUGCCUGUGCCGUGGAGAACCGGCCGUCUCCUGUCAUCAGUGGCCGGUUCUUUUGCGAGGCGCCUUCGCUCCCAGAGAAGGACCUGUUCAACUGCUUCAACCGCCCAGCCGGUAAUCGCUGCCAAGGAGCCCUUCCGGGUAGACCUAGAAGCAGGGAAGCGUUACGCCUGGUGUGCCUGCGGCCACAGCAAGAAACAGCCUUUCUGCGAUGGCUCCCAUAAAAAAGCCGCCCCGCGGAUCUCUUCCCUGAAAUUCAAACCGGAAGAAGCGAAAGAGGCCUGGCUCUGCGGGUGCAAAUGCACGAGGAACCCUCCAUACUGUGACGGCACCCAUAAAGAAGACUUUGUGCAGAAAGCUGAGCUUGGUUCCCAUCCACAGUCAUGAAGCAGAAGGAGGGGAGAACUCUUCAUGGAUCCUGAGAAGUUUGGCAGGGGCAGGGCUGUGGAUCUGGUCUCCCCAGGCGUUCUCCUGGGUCACCCUCUCUUGCUGAAACGCUUGUUCUUGGGUUUCCGUGAAGGGUGCCGAGGACACUAUGCUGGUGGGUGGUCAUCUGACGUGUCACCUCGUGGUUUGUGA
Gekko japonicus is the source of this 593-nucleotide messenger RNA. It is a transcript of the gene CISD3, whose product is annotated as CDGSH iron sulfur domain 3. The record is from RefSeq and is a predicted model, not a curated record. Lineage: Eukaryota; Metazoa; Chordata; Lepidosauria; Squamata; Gekkonidae. The transcript is spliced from 3 exons. Gene Ontology annotation, molecular function: 2 iron, 2 sulfur cluster binding. Gene Ontology annotation, cellular component: intracellular membrane-bounded organelle. The coding region runs from base 18 to 401 and encodes 127 amino acids.